ACAUAAAAAAAUUUAAAAUAUUCAGAUUUUUGAGAAAUUUGAGAGCGGAAAAUUGUCAUAUAUUCAUUAAAAUGUCCUCAAGGCGGUCUAUAUGGCGUCAUGAUAUGGCGCAAUCGUUAAAUGUAUCAUUUUCCAGAGAAAUGGCGGAUCAUUCGAGGGGUCUACGGAAGUGGGAGUUAACUAUUUUGAGAGAGCAGUGUAAAGAAAAGGAUUUGGAAGAGUUCUACAUGGCCUACAUGCGGCGACUGCAUAAAAGUCAGUUAUACUCGUUUAUGACGAUGCUCAUAUUCUGCACAGGCAUACAUUCUGCACUACUUUUAGCCACACUUGACCCAGAGGAAAGAGAUUAUGUAUAUGAAGAUGUGAGCGUAUAUCUCGGCGGCACUAUACUGACCAUCAUCAUUUUAUCACUCAACUUAAAGCAAACUUCGCCGAAGGUGUAUCCUUUGGUCGCGAAUAUGUGUGCAUUUGUGGCCACCAUACUGCUGAUGCUCAUGGACACCUCAGUGACCAUUUUGCAUAUGUACCGACGCAGUGUCACAUUGCCGGUUUAUAUAAAUUUCAUUAUUUUCUCAAUUUACUGUUUUCUGCCGAUUACGAGCCAUAUAUUCGCCAUUAUCUUGGGCUUUUUGGUGUCAGCUGUGUAUGUGGUGUUCUUGCGGAUACAAGUGUAUGUCUGGAUAAACCAAGGCUCCCCGAGUUUUAGAAAUCCAACAAAAGCGGCAAGUUUCUACGUCGGCAUGAUUUGUAUGAAUUUGUUUGGCAUAUUUAUGCGUUUGGCACGGGAAGCGGUUACGCGCAUGACAUUUCUUGAUAAGCGGCAGUGUAUAGAGGAAGAUAUUCUGUUUCAUGCAGCGAAGGACCAAGAGAAAAAUCUGCUAUUGAGUAUGAUACCAAAACAAAUAGCUAAGCAAAUGGAAGAUGAUGUCAAGUUGCGCAUAGAAUUGAUGAAGAAUCCACACCUUUCAACGUCUUUAGAUAAAAUAAGGAAGCUUUUCAUUGAGCCGCAUGACGAUGUGACAAUUCUUUACGCGGAUAUUGUCAACUACACCAAGCUUACAACCACCUUGGAUGUGAAAAGUCUCGUUGAAACCCUACACGAGCUUUACGUGCGCUUUGAUGAUGGCGCACAGGAAUUAGAUGUUUUGAGAAUACAGUUUUUAGGUGAUUGCUAUUACUGUGUGGCGAAUGUUUCGAUACCUAACGAAGAACAUGCAAAAUCGUGUGUAAAGCUUGGUCUGCGAAUGAUCAAAGACAUACGUGAAGUGGGAAAUAGUAGAAAUAGAGGUAUCGAUAUGCGUAUCGGCGUGCAUUCGGGUAGCGUCCUCUCUGGCGUUAUUGGCGCAAGCAAAUGGCAGUUUGAUAUUUACUCCAAAGAUGUUGAAAUCGCUAAUCGUUUAGAGAGCACUGGCAUCCCAGGCAGAGUACACAUUAGCAAAGAGACGCUGGAUCGAUUGGAUAAUCGGUUUCAAUACGAGCCUGGCACCAAAGUGGCGUUAGAUGAUGCGCUUUUGCGAAAACAUCAAAUAACGACAUUCUUAAUUGUUACGCCCAAUGAAAUCGAAAACAAUUUAAUUACGCGACGUUCGGUAUUUGUGAGAGCUGAAUUUUCUGAAGAGAACGUUAAAGAGGUAGAUUCUUUUGAAAGAAUGAGAACCAUGAUCCAUAAUGGGAUGAGUCAAGAGAGUAACAGGUUUCCAAUAAUCGGUUUCGUGCAACAGUAUAAGAGGCUAGUAUUCGGUUCACAUGUACGAGAGAGAGGGUCUGAAAGUGCAAAGCAACACUUUUAUGAGAACAUUUCGUGGUUGUUUAUGUGGUAUAAGAACUGGCGUUGGGAGUUUAGUUAUAUGCAACAGUCGGAUAUUCUACACAAAUAUAGUGUGCUCGUGUCUUACAUAGUUUUUUGUGGAACAGUAAUACUGCUCUAUUUUAAUAUGAAGCAAGCGAAUAUAUUUUGGGAGCUAUCAGCAAUUGGCAAUUUUCUCUUCUUACUAAUUUUGGCUAUGUUGUGGUAUCGGAAAGUUUGGUCAUUCUUCUUCGCUACAAUGUUUAUACCGAAGCCUAGGAAAAAAGUCAGUCUUUUUCUCUUUAAGCUUUCCGACAAAGCACAAAAAAACUUCAAAUUUCGUACACUCGUCUAUGUAACAAUAAUUUUGCUGCAAAUUGCACUCAUUUGUGUGGAAUUGCUAGAUUGCAGUCAGUUUCAAGUUAUAAAUGACAUUAUGGAAACUCAUGCUUAUGGCGCUGAUAUAAAUGAGAUAUGCUUUACCCCAUGGGCCAUCACACAUGCCAUGGACCUUACAAUUGGCAUUAUAUUUUUAUUCACGCACAUUUCUUACGUCUUGAAAUGGAUUAUCGCGCUUGUGGUCUUAAUAUUCCAUAUUAUAGUAGUAUUUGUGGUAUAUGAUUUCAUGUUCGAAUAUAGCACCAGCUCCAAUCCAUAUUUCCUGCCGCAAUAUGUGCACUUUAUGGAGCUGUGCAGAGUUGCUUGGAUAUUUCAUAUAAUGAAUAGAGAAAUUGAAUUUAUCUCACGCAUGGACUUUAACUGGAAACACGAGUUGAGAAAGAAAAAAGAUAAUGCCAAAUUUACAAAUGAAACAAUUUCCAUUUUGAUAGGCAACAUUUUGCCAGCUCAUAUUGUGAAUAUUUACAUGAAGGACCAUCUCGCCAGUGAACUCUGCUAUGAGGAAUACCAAAACGUGGCAGUCAUGUUCGCCACAAUUCGAAAUUACGACACCGAACAGGUUGGAAUGCGCGUUCUGAAUGAAAUCAUUUGCGACUUUGAUGAAGUGCUAAGCACCUACCAAGGCUUCAAUAAGAUCGAAAAAAUUAAGGUGGCUAAUUGGACGUAUAUGGCUGCCUGUGGUUUGAGUUCCACUAAUUCAAUCAUUAAGAGAAAUCGCUCGAAUCUUGAAAAUAAAGAAAGCGAUUUUAAGUUGGCUGCUUCGGCAAGUGAGAUUUCCGGGAACAGUGAGCUACAGGCUCCCGUAGCGUUGCGGGAAGUGGGCUUAAGCAACGACGUAGUUUUCGUUAUGAUGAGAUUUGCUUUGGAUCUGAUGAAGAAAAUGAGACAAUUCAAUGAAGAAAACAUACAAAGUGAUGACAAGCGUACCCAAGGUGCUUUACGUAUUGGCAUAGCCAAUGGCCCAGUCAUGGCUGGCGUUGUUGGUCUAUAUAAACCAUUUUACGAUAUUUGGGGAAAUGCUGUUAAUUUAGCAUCGAGAAUGGAUUCUACGGGAUUGGAAAAUUGUAUACAAGUCCCUGAAGAAACGGCAAAUAUUUUGAUGAGUUACGACGUUCAAUGUACUUUCAGGGGAAUGACGUUCGCGAAAGGUCUCGACUAUAUACCCACGUAUUUUGUUGAAAUUGACGAUGACUUCCAAUUCGUUCAGCAACGCACGGAUGAGGCGGUAACUUAGAUAUCUUGCAAAGCAAUAAAUAUAUAUACAUAUAUACAUUAAACUAAAAUAACUUAAGUAAUAUUUGUAAAUGCUUAAAGUAAAUAUGAUUUGUGAGAAAAUAAACGCAUUCGAAUACCAAAGAGAAUAAAAUUUAAGAGCUCAA
This is a messenger RNA of Ceratitis capitata (Mediterranean fruit fly), 3564 nucleotides long. RefSeq names its product adenylate cyclase type 2. The record is from RefSeq and is a predicted model, not a curated record. The coding region runs from base 72 to 3419 and encodes 1115 amino acids. Gene Ontology annotation, biological process: adenylate cyclase-activating G protein-coupled receptor signaling pathway; intracellular signal transduction; cAMP biosynthetic process. Gene Ontology annotation, molecular function: adenylate cyclase activity. The transcript has 19 exons. Lineage: Eukaryota; Metazoa; Arthropoda; Insecta; Diptera; Tephritidae.